Molecule: messenger RNA, 13003 nt
Organism: Crotalus tigris (Tiger rattlesnake)
Lineage: Eukaryota; Metazoa; Chordata; Lepidosauria; Squamata; Viperidae
Gene: AKAP13
Product: A-kinase anchoring protein 13
Exons: 41
Coding region: 1164-9263 (2699 amino acids)
Biological process (GO): positive regulation of canonical NF-kappaB signal transduction; regulation of Rho protein signal transduction; adrenergic receptor signaling pathway
Cellular component (GO): membrane; actin cytoskeleton
Molecular function (GO): MAP kinase scaffold activity; guanyl-nucleotide exchange factor activity
Source: RefSeq, a predicted model, not a curated record
GGAUGGUGGAUAUGGGAUGGUUGCUAAAACCUGCCUCACUAACAAAUUUGAGGACACAAGAGUUGAGCUCGGGAGAUUUGUCACCUUGCGUGCUCUUGAGUCCAGGCAACAUUUCACUGUGGCUCUUGGCCUGUAUUCUGCAGAUAACAACCCGAUGAUAAUAAUUUUCUUUCCUCCCCAUUGGCAAUGUGUCUGCUACACGCCUAAGCACUUUUCAAACCUGCUGGGUGUGCAAAUGCUUGGCGUUGCAUUACCUUCAUCCAGCUUUGCAAGCUACUGGUGACAAAAUUAUGACUUUUGGCCUCUGCAGGGAUGGUGGUGCAGCCUUUUCACCCAAGGUGAUUGAAAAGUGGUGACUUUGUGACUGGGUGACAGAUGGAGACCACAUUACAGGUUACAAGAAGUCCUUGAUCUAAAAUGAUUCAUGUGAUCAAAAUUCGUGUGCUUGGCAACUGGCGUGUAUUUUAUGACGGUUGCAGGAUCACGGGGUUUUAUGAUCAUCUUUUGUAACCUUCCCAACAAGCAAAAUCAAUGGGGGAAGCCAGAUUCGCUUAACAAUUGCACAAUCCAUUUAACAGCUGCAGUGAUUCAUUUAACAACCACGACAAAACUGACUCAACAGCUGCCUUGCUUACCACCAAAAUUUUGGGCUCAGCUGUGGCUCAACUGUAUUCAGUUCUGUGACCAUAAAAAAAGAGGCCAGCUUUUAUCAACUUGAUUUUUAUGAAGAAUCUUACUCAACCAUUGGAUCUUGUACACAGCAAAAUGCUGAUUUUGAUCUUUCAGUAUCAAGGUUCAAUUCCUCCGAUUUCACAGAAUACGUCAUACCCUAAGACUUUGUUCAGCUCUUUCUGAAAUGGAGCACUUGGUUAAACUUAAAAAGUGUUUGAAGGACAAAUUUCCACAGCAUCCCAGAGCUGGCAGAAGACACAGAGGGAGCCUUCGUGUGUAUUGUCACAUUCCACAAUGUCGGAAGACACUUUUCUUGAAAAUGCACUUUGCUUUUUGGGUGCCAGGUUUUUCAUUUGAAAAGACCCGGCUACAUAAGUUUCAUUGAUACAACUCAUCCUUGAGUUGCAGUGACUCUUGGUGCCCGAUUCUUGGGAUCUGGCAGAAUUUGCUGAAGCCUGCAUGCUGCUUCAUGCAGAUACACGUUCUGGGUCAUGAAACUUAAUCCACAGCAAGCUCCAUUGUAUGGUGACUGCAUCAUCACCAUAUUGCUAACUGAAGAUGACCGCGUUGAAAGCGACGAUGUAAUUUUUUAUCUCGUUUUCACUGGAUCAGCCCUUCAACACUACACCAGCACUAGGAAGCUUGAUUCAGGGAGACUGGAAACCAUUGCUCCAGGCCAUGACUGUUGUGAGACGGUGAAGGUGUCUCUCUGUGCCACCAAGCAAGGCCACCCACUUCUGGUGGUGGCCGAGGAGAGCUUGCAGUUUGUCCAGGAUGAAGCUUACGACGCGGCACAGUUCCUGGCAUCGUGUGCCGGGAACCAGCAAGCGUUAAACUUUACACGUUUCCUGGACCGCUCCAGGCCACCUGCAGGGGACUUAGAUUUUCUGGAUGAGAAAGUAACUUUGGCGUUUCGUCACCUGAAACUGCCGACCGAGUGGAACGUGUUGGGAACAGACCCCAAUCUCAAUGAAAAUGUUCCCCGGGAGACGUUGUUGCAUUUUGCAGCCAGACUCGGUUUGCUACGUCUGACGUGGUUCCUGUUGAAGCAACCAGGUGGCAGAAGCGCCGUGAGUGUUCCAAACAGUGAAGGAGCCACACCGGUGAGCUUAGCCUUGGAGAGGGGCUACCAGAAACUGCAUCAUAUCCUGAACAAAGAAGAAGCCAAUGAACCAGAUUCCUGGAGCACCUUGUCACAUACAGUACAUUCUGGGGACUCCUGCAUCAAGUACCACCAAAGCUUAAACAUUUACACUCUGACAGUGGAAAUGAAGGAAGGGGACAAACUGAACAUGGAGAAAGAUAUCAUUCAACUCCAGCUGCACAUCCAGAAUCUCCAGCCUACGAACGUGAAGGAAGACCAUUGUCCAGCGCAGACCUGGGAGUACCGUGGUUUGGAUCCUGUGCUUGAGGGUCCUGAAGCUGCUGCAGACCCUGGUUUGGAUGUAUCGAUGGUGGAAGCAACUCCAAAAGGUUCUUCUGAUCCGCUGGAGAUCUCACCCUCUGUCUGCCUUGGGGAGGAAGGCAGCUCCCAGCAACUCGAAGAGCUGACAGGCGCAUCACAAGAGACGUUGAGGUUGGAGGAAAUGCAGAACCAAAGGACUUCCUGUCAGGGCGAAACAUUGCCACACAAAGCGGAAGGGGAGUGUUUCUCCUCCGUUGGAGACUCUGGGGCACCGUUGGAAGAAAAUGAUAGCAAGAGUACUUUUUGUGAUGCCGCUGGCCUCCCCUUCUCGGAAAAUACCAACAAGGAAGCUGGAAUGACCUCCUCCAGUGCUACUUUGGAACAAGGGAACGUCUGUGAAGGACAUAAUCUCUUCCAGGAAGUGCAGCUGGCUGAAUCAAGAGUAACGGAAAAUACAUCCCCAACUUCCUGUGAGGGCAGCAAUGUAAGUAUGGGACAAGGUGAAUGCAAGAGCUGCACAGGGGCCAUAGAUGUUAAUGUGACAUCCCAACCGUAUAUGAAAAAUGAGGAAAUUGACAUGGAGCCUUCCGGGACAACAGUUAUGGCAUCCUCUGUUGCAUCACAAACCAAUCCUGCUGCUUUCUUCCUUGGGGAUGGUGACCCUACUGUCACCUGUAAAGAUGAGAAUGAGCCAACCUCAGUGCCAGAAGGUUCUGCAGAUGUGGUGGCUAGUGCAGAUGUUAGUUCUCUUGACAAUGGAAGUAACAAAGAGAUUGGAACAGAAAAUCACAUCAACAGUGGACCAAAGAACACUGUUACAAAACAAUCAGAGGAGAAGGAGAAGGAGAACAUUGCUCCAAACCCUGGAAUAGAACCGUUGUCCAAAAACCUUAUAGACACCUCUGGAUUUUCUCUGGAGCAUCCUUCUGCGAUGGAAGUGAAUGAUGGAGGGCAAUGGAGAGAUGCAGAUAUGUCUAUUGAAAACAUUGCUAUGGAUUUGAGCAGCAAAGAGCUGAACGCUUCUCUAGAGGGCAGUGUGGAAAAACCCAGGAAGAGCCUAACAUGUGUGCGGUCCCAGGCUGCCUGUGGUGGAGCUGAAAUCCCAGAGACCUCGGCGAUAGAGCAGAGUGAGCAAAAAGUAAUUGAUCUGACACCAAUAGAGACCGAAGGAAACGCCGAUCCUACCGUGGUUGGUCAGGGGUGUCUUGCUGAAGCCCAGGAUGAGAAACAGGAUUUGGGCGAAGACCGAGAGUUCAGUUCCUCUCUAGCGCACACAGAUCCAGGUGACGGCCCUGAAUCGCAUCCAGAUGUUUUCAACUCUUUUAUGUCGCCCUGUGAUCUCGAGAAGCCUCUUUGUGGACCGGCGGAGAUGAUAGGAAGCGAAGAGGAACCGGAUCAAUCUGGCGAAAGCCUCCGAAAACGCAUAGCCCUGACAUCAGCCUUGCUUGUGGAGAAAGUUAUUCAGGAGGCUCAGUUGACUGUUACACAGAAGGGCAAGGCUACAGCAGCCUCUGUUGGCCAGGAAGCUUCUUCACAAUUGGAGAGCCUUGCCCUAUCUUUGCAUGGUAAGGGCACUCCGUGUAUUCAGGAGCAUUUAAUGGGCACACCCUCUGCUGCUUUUAAUCAAGACUCCAAGCAAAACCAGGAAGUAGGAACAGCAAUAACAGCAGAGGCAGCAGCAGCAGCAAAGCUGCUGACUGGAGCAGCUGAACAGGGAAGCCCGAUGCAAGGUGAGCUGGCAGCCACGUCUCUUGCUCUGGUGGAUGGCUGGGGAAAAGACCAGGAGCCCAGCUCUUCUCAGCUGCCUGAAAGUGAGAAGGAACUGCUUGGCAAGGAAAAGGCUUUGCUGGAGAGCUUCCCUCCAGGAGUCCUUGUGCAAUCGGCUUCUGGUGAUCUGGGGAGAGAGCACCCAAUGGAUGGAAGCCAUGCCGAGCCUGGCUUAAAGGAGGAAGCCUCCAGUAUGGAACAACUUGAGGAGCAAGUAAAGGUAGAGGCGGUCGGGGACGUUCCUCCAGAGCCUGGCUUGGCAAAGGGUGCCUCUCUUUGCAACAGGGGGACGCCUUCCCCUGAGGUCAUGUUGAACCCGGGACUUGAGCUUGGUCCAGCUGGGCAAGCAGCCUCUCCAGCUGGCAGCACAUUGGAUGGGAUGGAAGCUCCUCUGACGGCUCUGGAACUGGCCAUGGAAACUGGCCUUUCACAGGAAGAGGGGGGAGUGGAAAACAUCCCUUCCCGAAUAUUGCUUCAGCCAAUUGCUGAAGAACUCCUUUGUGACUGCGAUUCUGGUCCCGAAAUGCCCUCGCUGGCUAGUGAGAUGGACGUUACGAAGCUGGCAGAGUCAGAGAAAGAGAGUAGGAGGAGUAGCCAAGCUGAGCCAGAAUCAAUUCCCGUGCCUCUCUGCUCUUUUCCCGGGACUGAGCAGUUGGACAAAGUUGGAACGGAAGACUCUGCUCGGGAACCUGAUUGUCUGUUGGGUAAUGCUGACCCGAUGCCUGGUCAAGUGAUACUGCUGGCAGAAGCACAUGUCUCUUUGGAAUCUCUCGCUGGAAAUCCCGUGGAAGUCCCCUGCUUGGUGGAAGCCAUCUCCGAGGAGACUAGCUGUCUCCUUAGUGAAGUUAAAGAGGAGAUAAAUGUACAGCCUGAUAGCAAAAUGAACUCUGCAGCCCUGGAACUAACCAGCUCUUCACCUAUUGCAGACUCUCUGGAAAUGCAGACUAAAGAAGAAAUGGAUUUUCAGACAGAUCUAGCUGAGAGCAUUACUUCUGAAGAAGGGAUCAACCGUGAAAACUGGUGUCCAGUUGAACCUUCUCCAGAUUCUUUACUGUUGGAGCAGAAGCAUCCUUGCAACUCUGCAGAAAGUGAUAAUUUUCUAGAAGACAGAUUAAGCGGUGACGGCUCUUCUUCACAAGGCAUCCUUAAGAGAGGAUCCGGGAGUGACUCCGAGCUCUUUCCUCUCUCCAGUGAUGGUCUGGAUGAGGUGGACUUUAGAAAGCAGCCUGAAGAGGAACAAUCAGCUGGCAGGAGCUCAACCUCUUCAGUGGAAGAUACCACAUCGCUGGAAAGGAACUCUUCCUUCGGCAGUAACUUUUCUGUUCCUCGCACCCCUGGUCUCCUUGGGUCCAAGGAGAGGUACAGCCCAGAUGGCAGCUGCUUCAACAUGGGGGCGAAUGGAGAAGGUCAAGAUGGCAUGGCAGUGGUCUCUGGAGAACUGGACGAAUUGCUGGAUAGUGUCAUGGAGGUGUCCCCUCCUUCGUCUGGCUUGCGGAACAAUUUGAGGCCGUUGUCACCUUUCCGUCGGCAUAGCUGGGGCCCAGGGAAGAACAGCAACAACGGCGAAGCUGAGGUCAACCAGAGGAGUUCAGUGCGACUGCUGGGGGAAGUCGUAAGGAAGGCUCCCUCCCAUAGAAGAAGUUUGAGCUGGUGUCCCUCAGGUGUCCAGUGCAAUGCCAUGGAUGCUGACUUUAAUGGUCGAAGUUACAGCUUAGAAGGACUUUCUGGAGAGGCUGAUAAUACUACUAGUAAGCCAUCGUCAAGUCUUGAUGUAGCAUCUAUGAACACCAAGGAUCUUCGUCAGAGUCCUUUAGCCAAUGAUGACCGAGGAUCACUGGUCUCACUCACUGAAGAGGAACAAGAAUCGGAGCUAGGAGAAAUGAGAAGUCAGAUUCUCCAAAGAUCACAGCCCCACACCUUCGGCUUCUGCACAAAUCCUGUUUCUCCUCCAUUAACGAAAUCCAUGUCACUGAUGACCAUCGCCCAAGUGGGAUCAGACAAUACACAGGGACGGAUUCAGCCAUCUAGACGAGUUUUCUUCUCCUUCAGCAUCUCCCCGCUCAUUCCUAAGUCUAAAACUGUCUUUUCUAUUGACUCUUCUUCCAGCGAUGAGGAGGAGAACUUGGAGAGUACCCGAUCCUUCAGCAGCUCCCUGACUCAAAGCAUCAGCGAGGAGAGUGGCAGUUUUCCACCCCCAAGUCCCUCCAGAAAAGAUUUGGAAGUUAAAAGUGGAACGAAAGUCAGCCGUACGUUCAGCUACCUCAGGAAUAAAAUGUCCAGCAAUAAGAAGAGCAAAGAGAAAGAGAAAGAUAAAGAGAAAUUGAAGGAACGGGACAAAGACGCCAAGGAAAAAGACAAAGAUAACAAGAUACUAAAUGGCCAUCUCUUCAGUGCCAUCUCAACUGUGGGCCCCAUCAGUUGUUACCACUGUCUCAAGCCCUUCAACAAGGAUUCACUUGUCUGUGCAAAUUGUAGUGCCAUGGUCCAUAAAGGCUGCAAAGAGAGUGUGGCUGCUUGUGCCAAGGUCAAAAUGAAACUCCAAAAAAAUCCAAGCGGUCUUCAGCCUCAUGAUACUUCUUCAUUGCCCACAGUAAUUAUGAGAAAUAAGAGUUCUCAGCCAAAAGAGAGGCCCAGAUCAGCGAUUCUUGCUCCUGAUGAGAACAUUACAACUUCAGUGUUCAAUAGUAGGCGAUCCCAGCAGAACCUGUCCCUUUCAAAGAGUGUUUCCAUUCAGAACAUUGCUGGUGUCGGAAAUGAUGAAAGUAUCCUUCACACACGGAAAUUUCUCUCCCAAUCAACAGACUCCUUGAAUAAAAUCAGCCGGGUAAAUGAAUCCAUGGAGUCAUUAACAGAUGAAGGGGCAGAUAUGAAUGAAGGGCAACUCAUGGGAGACUUUGAAACAGACUUGAAACAUCUGGAAGCUCAGUCUUGGAGUCAAGUGGUGGACAGCAAGUUUCUCAAACAGCAGAAGAAAGACAUUGUGAAGCGGCAAGAUGUCAUUUAUGAACUGAUGCAGACAGAGAUGCACCAUGUCCGGACCUUGAAGAUCAUGAGUGAUGUCUACAGCAGAGGAAUGGUGCAGGAACUACAAUAUGAGCAGCAGAUGGUGGAGAAAAUCUUUCCUUGCUUGGACAACUUGCUGAACAUCCACAGCCAGUUCUUUCAGAGAAUUCUGGAGAGGAGAAAGGAAUCCCUGGCUGACCGAAGUGAGAAGAACUUUGUCAUCAAGAGGAUAGGGGACAUCCUAGUGAAUCAAUUUUCCGGAGAGAACGCCGAGCGAAUGAAGAAAACGUAUGGGAAGUUCUGUGGGCAUCACAAUGAGGCAGUAAAUUACUUCAAAGACCUCCAUUCCAAGGAUAAAAGAUUUCAGGCAUUCAUCAAAAAAAAGAUGAGCAGCUCCGUGGUGAGACGUUUGGGCAUCCCUGAAUGCAUCUUGCUGGUAACGCAAAGGAUCACCAAAUACCCCGUGCUUCUUCAGAGAAUAUUACAAUAUACCAAAGAAAAUGACCCUGAACAUCAAGACUUGGUGCUUUCCUUGAACCUGUUGAAGGAAGUCAUAACGGCCGUCGACAGCAAAGUCAGCAAUUACGAGAAGAAGAUGCGCCUUAACGAGGUCUAUACCCGGACGGACAGCAAGUCGAUCAUGAGGAUGAAGAGCGGGCAGAUGUUUGCCCGAGAAGAUCUGAGGCGCAGGAAGUUUGUCCGAGAUGGACCGGUUUCUCUCAAAAAUGUAGCUGGGAGAUUGAAAGAGGUCCUGGCUGUUCUUCUCUCGGAUGUCCUGAUAUUUCUCCAGGAAAAGGAUCAAAAAUACGUAUUUGCAUCCCUGGAUCAAAAAUCCACUGUGAUCUCGUUGAAGAAGCUGAUUGUCCGUGAAGUUGCCCACGAGGAGAAGGGCCUGUUCCUGAUCAGCAUGGGAGGAAAAGACCCUGAGAUGGUGGAAGUGCAUGCCAGCACUAAGGAGGAGCGCAACAGCUGGAUUCAAAUUAUCCAGGACACUAUCAACACAAUGGACAAAGAGGAAGAUGAAGGUAUCCCUAGCGAAUCAGAAGAGGAGAAGCGGGUGCUGGACACCAAGGCCAGAGAACUGAAAGAACAGCUCCACCAAAAAGACCUGCAGAUUAUCACUCUCUUGGAGGAAAAAGAGAAGAUUUUCAGAGAUAUGACAGACUGCAGCGGGCCCGAGGAAGGACAGGGGGCCCGGAUGCUGUUCCGGGCAAACACCGACGAAGCACCGAAAGGAGAAAGUAUAAUGAAGAAUCUGAUCAGUGAAGUUGAGCAGCUGCAAGGUUUGGUGAGCAGAGGCCUGGGAAGUUCUUUCGGGCAGCAGAUGACCAGUCCGGCCUCUGACCAGGAGAGUAUGGGGCCCAUCUCUCUCCCCAGGAGAGCAGAGACCUUUGGAGGGUUUGACAGCCACCAAAUGAACGUCUAUAAAGGUGGGGAGAAGGAUGAAGGAGAAGACGUGCAGGAUCUACGGAGGACUGAGUCUGAUAGUGUGUUGAAGAAGGGAGGAACAGCUAACUUGAUGUUUUUGCUGAAAAGAAACAAUGAGCAGGUGCUCCAGAGCAUAACUCAGCUUCACAGCUUGCUGGGCUUACUGCAGGCUGUUGUUGUGCAACAAGACACCUACAUUGAAGACCAGAAGCUGCUGCUCACCGAGAGGACCUUGAACCGCAUCUCAUUCCGACCUAACUCUUUGAUUGAGCAGGAAAAGCAACGCAGCCUGGAAAAACAGCGGCAAGAGCUGGCCAAUCUGCAGAAGCAGCAGACCUUGCACCAGGAGGAACGGAGGAAGAAAGAGAAGGCGUGGGAGGCCAGAGAGAAAGAGCUAACGGAGCGAGAAUCUCAGCUAGGCCAGAGGGAAGAGCAGAUCCAGAAAGGGCAUCACAGCCUGGAGAAGGAGCGGGAGGAGCUGCAGCAGAAGAAAGCAGCCUAUCAACUUGAUCUGGAACGUCUCCGGACGGCCCAGAAGCAACUAGAGAAAGAAAAGGAGCAACUGAAGAAGGAAAUGGAGCAAAUAUCUCAACCACAGAUGGAACCCGAUCUCAAACUGAAUCCCAGUCAACAUACCAAAAUGAGCAGAACCCCUUCCCUUCCUCCCACAGAGGACUUGUCUUCUAGACAAUUGUGUUCCUCGUUGCCCAAAGGGCACUUGGAUACAGAACUUUCCGCCUCAUCCAAAAGGAACAGUCUCUCAAGGACGAAUAAAGAGAAGAGCUCUUUUCAUUUGAUUGGCACUGCAACAUCGGGCCAAGCCAACAAGCCAACAGAAGGACAUGGGCAGAUACCCAACCGCCUCUUCGGUUUAGCCAAGCCGAAGGAGAAGAAGGAGAAGAAAAAGAAGAGCAAAAGGGAUCGUUCACAGACUUCUGAUGCUCACUCUGCAGAAGGAGCACCAGAAGGCGAGGAGAUCUUUUGCUGAUCCCACGCCUUGUCUCCAGCCAGGCCAUCUCCAGAUCUGCCCUAUGGAGAGAGGCCGAAGAAUCGAACAACUCUUUAUUCUAGACAUUGAACUGCGUUGGGCUUUCCCCACCUUUCACUCCUAUAAUCCACUGUCCAUUCCCACUUCUGGGUCUUCUUGAAUAGGUCACAUCUGAAAACAUGUCCGAAAGGACAAUAGGAGGAGGAGGAGGAGGAGUGACCACAUGGAAGAACUGUGGAUACAGCCAGACUGGGCGGGCUCAGUUUGAGCUGAAUGUGCUCUGAAGAAUUCUGAUUCUCUCUGCAAUGCUAACUCGUGACUUGCCUAGGCGGAUAUUCUCUUCUUUCCUUUUCAUCUUGAACGACGGAAUUUGUGAACAAGGGCAACAAAGCUCACCUUCUCUUUGGAAACCACCACACACACACUCACCCCCCAAUCAAAAACCUUCUGUAGAAAAAAGAUGUGACUCUUUUACGCAGUGUUUCUACACUGGUCUAUAUAGAUGUAAUGUAUACACACUUCUCUACCUACUUAACUGAACAUAUAGAUAUAUACACACACAAACACCAAAAAUAAAUUGUAGCUCCAUAUCCUUUGGAUAUGCUGUAUGUCUGUAGAGAAAGCUAAGGAACUUUAGAUGUAUCCUAACAGGGUUGGCAGGCACCUGCUCAGGGAUUGGGUCAGGGCUAUACGGCCUCUGUGAGUUUUGCCUUCAGCUGCAAAGUUGCAUCAAGAUUUUGAAGUGGAAGGGCCCCUAAAGCAAGAUUCCUGGGGAAUAGUUGAAGCACAUUGCCCAGCGGCAGAAAAAAAGAAAUAUAAAAUGGAUUGGAACCAACGCAUGGCCCUAGAUUGGAGAGGUGAAAUGGGCCAUGGUUGGAAAUGAGAAAAUCCUCUCUGGAAGUCAUCUCAGAACAGCUACAAAGGGAAUACUUAAAAUCGCCACCACUCUGAAUUUCCAUGGAAUUGUGAGGUACAUCCUAACUCCCUGUAUAGGAUUUGUCUAUCUAGGAAGCAACACCUAUUGAGUUGGCUAUGCAGUUGAAGAAGCUGAAGAAGUUACAAACUCAAACCAAAUUCUCUGUUCCUGCUUUCUUGGCUUCUCCCAAAUUCCUGUACACAUUUUCUCCCAAUUUCAUUGUCUCGUCUCGCUAGAAACUAUGUUGAGGAAGUGGGUGACUGUCAUUAGGAUGAAAGAGUUGUGAUAGAGAAGUACCGUUAUAUUGGUUUGGUAUAAUUUCUUUCACGUGGAUUAAAGAGGCCACAAUACCCCUGAAUGUAACUUGGAUAGAUUUGUUGCUUUAAGAAUUUGUAGAGUUCUCAUCUCAAUGCUAUCACCUUUUUUGAAGUGGAGGGGCCAGGAGUUGAAAAAUGUAUGCAAAUGUACAGACACCCCAAAACUAUUUGCUGCAUACCUACCUUCCAGUUGCUCCUUUAAUACUUGCCUUAAUCCAUGGGUGGGGAAAUGGUGUCCUCUUGACUUAUCCAAGGGAAGCCAGACUUUAUCAGCUGUCAACACACAUAAAUGUAUGUUUGUUUGUUUUUUGCAUCUGUGGAUAGUCAUCAGUCAGUUUCAGAACAUAAGUCAUCUGAAUUUGGUCUCCUUGGCAUGGAAUGUAGGAAAGUGCUUUGCUUCUGUUUCCCUACCUGCAAAUGGAUAUCAUUGCUCUCCUCGUCUGCUAGGUCUACAAGAGAGGGGAAUGUCUCUCUUGUAGGCCUCCUUUCCACUCAGCUUUGUUUAGAAAAGCACACGGAUGCUUUGGUCCAAGCAGGGAGCAUGUGAGGAAAUGGACCGUUUCCCUUGUUCGUUCAUGCCAAGAGUAAAUGCAGUUGAGGAAAUAGUUGUCAGGCCUUCCUUUCUUUCCUCCAAGUUUAACCCUCUAGGAUCAUCUGGCCCAUCAUAGUUAGUAGGGAGUUUUAUCCAGCCCCAGGAUUUAAAUGUAAUCUCCCUCCCUUCUCCCCUCGCAUUAGUGACAGACUGCAAGAAAUUGGUGUGGUGAGAAAGGAGAGAUUGGAAAAACCAAAAAGCAGCUCAGCUUGGCAAUUUGGGAUGAGUGCGGAAUAACAUCCUUGUGUUGAAAAUCUUUACAGCCUACUUUCACAGCGUCUUGCCCCAGAGAUUAUUCUAGUAGGCUGAGCAAAUAGCAAGGAAUCUGUUUACCUUUAAAGCUUGAAUAAACAAGAAAACCAUUUUUGGGUAUCCCCCUCCUUCAAAGAAGGUUUUGCACUAUUGUUCCACCCUUGUGUUCUCUCUUUAAAACAUCUCAGAAACCAUUUUCACACACCACCCAAUUUGCAGAACCAGGACUUAAAAAAAUAAAUAAAUUAAUGAAUGUGCCUUUACAAGUAUAGAUGAUCUCUGGGGUCCUGGCUGAAUCUGAUGUUCUCUAAAACAAAUUCACGCUGUCCAGAAAGAAAGCUAGAGGCAGCUAGAGAAUUUUAUUUCUUGUUUUUUUUAUUUUUUUAUUACCACGAUUGUUACGUGAUAUUUGUUUUCAGUUGCAAGCUGGGCUUGUGUUGAAAAAAAAAAAAAUCUUUCUGUUUGUUUGAAAGAAGUCUGGAUUUUUAAAAUGACAAAUGUUUACUUGGAUUGUCUGUUUUGCUUUAUUUUUAAGCUGGGCUUAUGAAGCCUAAGGAAUGUUUGUUUGUAUGUGUGUUUGUGUGUCUCUGUGUAUUUCUUGUGUAAAUAUAUCAUUGAUUACUGAUGUGCUAUUUGAAUGAAACCAGCAUUAAAUGCUAUCAACCACUGGUGGGAAAAAAAACCUCUAAUAUACAGCAUUUCUUGGCCAAAGCAAACUUAAGAUGCUAAGACUGGUGGAAGGCUCUUUGCAAAAAAACGAAGAUGGGUUGAAAACUGGAGUCAGUUCACACGGUGUGGAUGCUUAUUCCACUUUUUCUGGUGCUCUAAAGAGGAAUGGCAGGUUUUCAAAAACCGCUUUCCUCCUUCUCCAAAAUGGUUGUCUCCAUCGUAACUGCCAAGGGAUGUCUCUGCCGCACCAAAUGCUUUUGAGUUGACAAGUGUACUUCUUUCUGCAAUGGAAUCAAAUCUUAAGUUUUAAAGAGAAUUUAAUUUAGUUUAAUCUUGUAUUAUUCCUGUCUGCAACUCACCGUGCGAGUGCAGAGACACACGAGACGGUGAAAAAGCAAAAGAGAUACCAGUUGAUACGAAAAGCUCUUAGCCAAAAUCUCUGCUGCCAUUCUUCCUUUUUGUCACAAGAGAGACCAGAUAGAAAUUGAUCUAUGUAUUUCAAAGAAAUCUCUGGAUAUUAUGAGUUCUUUAUAUCUUGUUCAUUUCCUGUUUGGCUAGUUUAUGGUUGAUUACUGUGAUGAGUUCUUUUUGGCAAGGAUUGUGUGCACUAGCAUCACAAUUAUAUGACAAUGCAUUUCUCUCACUUGAGUUCCUCCCACUUCUUCCCAUAGGCUUGUGCGAAGGUACCAGUUGCAUGUUUCCGAUUGAAAUAUAUCUUGAAAAAGGAAAAGAUAAACCUUUAAAAAUCAAAUGUACAUCAAUGGAGAGUUGAAAAGAAAAAGAAAUUGUUAUAUAUUCAUUUGUAAUUAUGUAAAGAAAAUUAAGUUAGGUUUACGAUUGUAAAUUUUUUAGUUUCCCGCGGUGUAAUUUGCAAAAAUGGAAAAAAAAACCAGAUUUUCAUAAUCUUUUAUUUAUCUACCUUUCUUGCUACGAAAAGCAACUCUUGUAAAGUUAAAUUUCCUUACCCCUUUAAAUAAAUGUUGAUUCUAAGUCA